AUGUCGCUCCUCGACCUGCCCUCGGAAUUAGUCCUGAUAACAGUGACAUUCCUGGAGACAGAAAGAGAUAUCAACUCGUUAUGUCUCACCAACCGACGAUUUUAUUCACUUCUCAAUUCUUACCUCUAUCGCAUCAACUCUUGCAGUUCGAGACCCGCACUAGUAUGGGCCACCCUUCAAGGGAAGGAGGGUACGGCUCGAAUGUCAAUUCAAGAAGGGGCUGAGCCGGAAUGGAUGGAUGGACAUGGCCGGGGAUUAAUAUGCCUCGCCGUCAAGAGUCGCCAUGAUGCGAUAGUGAGGAUAUUACUUGAGACUGGGAAGAUAAAUAUUGAUUUGAGGGACUCCGAGGGGCGAACACCAUUAUCAUGGGCCGCAUCACGUGGCUAUAAGGCGGCAGUGCAGCUGUUACUUCUGGUUGGGAACGCGCACGUAGACUCAAAAGACUACGACGGCCGAACACCGUUGUCCCGUGCCGCAGAACAUGGCCGUGAGGAGAUCGUGAGAUUGCUACUCGAGUCUAGGAAGGUGGAAGUGGACUCAAAAGACUACGAAGGUCUGACACCAUUGUGCUGGGCCGCAGAAUGGAGCCAUGAAGGGGUGAUGAAGUUAUUGAUCGAGACUGGGAAGGUGAAUAUGGACUCCAAAGACUCCAAAGGCCGAACACCAUUGUCCCGGGCCGCGUCAAGUGGUUCAAGUUGUUAUAAGGCGGCAGUGCAACUGUUACUUAGCACUGGGAAGGUGGAAGUGGACAUAAAAGACUACGGGGGCCGAACACCAUUGUCCUGGGCCGCGGAAUUUGGGCGUGAGGGUAUCGUGAAAUUGCUACUCCAGACUGGGAAGGUGGAUGUGGGCUCAAAAGACAACGAGGGUCUAACGCCAUUAUGCUGGGCCGCACGGAAUGAUCAUGAAGAGGUCGUGGAAAUGCUACUCGGGUUCUGA
Molecule: messenger RNA, 939 nt
Organism: Penicillium arizonense
Lineage: Eukaryota; Fungi; Ascomycota; Eurotiomycetes; Eurotiales; Aspergillaceae
Exons: 1
Coding region: 1-939 (312 amino acids)
Molecular function (GO): protein binding
Source: RefSeq, a predicted model, not a curated record